AUGGUUUUUAAAGCUGUUAUUUUAGUUGGUGGUCCUUCUCGUGGUACGCGUUUUCGUCCGCUUUCUUUAGAUGUUCCGAAGCCCCUGUUUCCGGUGGCUGGCCAUCCAAUCAUCUGGCAUCAUUUAGAAGCCUUAUCAAAAGUCGAAGAAUUACAAGAAGUGUUACUAAUAGGAUUUUACGAAGACAAGGUUCUUGAAAGAUUUAUCGAAGAUUCUUCUCGUGAUUUUCCUCAAAUUAAUAUUCGUUAUCUUCGUGAAUAUCAAUCAUUGGGAACCGCAGGAGGUCUAUAUCAUUUUCGUGAUGAAAUUCAAAGAGGAAAUCCUGAGCAAGUUUUUGUACUUAACGCGGAUGUGGCUUGUAGUCUACCAUUAAAUGAGAUGAUCAAAUUUCAUAAUACACAUCGUGGCUUAUGUACAAUAUUGGGUAAAAAGGUCAAUCGCGAAGAAGCCUAUAAAUUUGGUUGUCUUGUAGCGAAACCUGACAGUCGAGAAGUAUAUCAUUAUGUUGAGAAACCCGAAAGUUUUGUUUCUGAUUUAAUUAGUUGUGGAAUUUACUUGUUUGAUUGUGCUAUAUUCAAUGAAAUGAAAAAGGCAAUGCAUAACAAAGCUAAUCAAGUCGAUCAAGAUCAAUUUCAAGGACUUGAUGAUAAACUUCGAUUGGAACAGGAUAUACUUCGCACGUUGGCAGAUGCCAGAAAACUUUAUGUAUAUGAAACAGAGGAUUUUUGGAUGCAAAUCAAGACUGCAGGAUCGGCAGUUCCGGCCAAUGCAUUAUAUCUUGCACAAUAUAAAAAAAACAAUCAGGAUCGGUUAUUAAAAAAUGAACCUAAUGGACCUGAGGUAGUUGGAUGUGUCUAUAAACAUCCUAGCGCAAUUAUUGAUCCUAGCGCAAAGAUUGGACCUAACGUUACCAUUGGAUAUCGUGCAAUUAUAGGAAAAGGUGUUCGUAUCAAGGAUUCGAUUAUCCUGGAUAACGCAGAAAUUAAAAAUAAUAGUUGCGUUUUAAACAGUAUCAUUGGUUGGGAUUCGAAAGUUGGAUAUUGGACGCGUGUUGAAGGAACACCAACAUCGAACCAUGCAACAACCAUCACGCAGAAUGGAAUUAAGAUCCAAUCGAUUGCUAUUCUCGUAAUUCAUAAUAAAAAUGAUAAACAAGAAUUAAGAAAUUGGAUUAGACAAGAAUUUGAAAUUUAUAAAACAGAAACGGAUACUGAAAAAAUUAAAGAAUUACUUUCAAGAGGUAAAAGAGAAUUUAAAAGAAUAAGUGGAUUCAUAAUGUUAAGUUCUCCAA
Messenger RNA from Diversispora eburnea, 1291 nucleotides. NCBI's taxonomy places the organism in Eukaryota, Fungi, Glomeromycota, Glomeromycetes, Diversisporales, Diversisporaceae. The record is from the annotation of a GenBank genome assembly.